Naegleria lovaniensis is the source of this 2778-nucleotide messenger RNA. RefSeq lists its product as uncharacterized. Bases 1 to 2778 code for a protein of 925 amino acids. The record is from RefSeq and is a predicted model, not a curated record. The transcript has a single exon. Lineage: Eukaryota; Heterolobosea; Eutetramitea; Acrasida; Naegleriidae.
AUGCCUCGACGUAGAUCCAACAAAAAAGCAUCAUCUUCUUCAACUAAGAGAAGCCUAUCCGAUCAACGAUCAACCUCCGUUGAACAUGUAAUCAACUGCAAUACCGUUCUAGAACCUCAAACGAAGAAAAAGAAAAUAUCUAAUUUUAACGACAAUUCGAUAUUUCCUGAUGAUGUACUUGAUAUGAUUUUUGACUUCUUGUUAGAUUCAGAUAGAAAAAUAGUUGAACAAGUAUCCAUUGCUUUUCAUAGAGCAUGUGUAAGAACUGAAAAAAGAGAUGUGAUCGAGUAUUGGAAUGAUGAAAACAAUUUCAUGUUGUGCCCUCUAAAAGAAACGCCAGUACCAUUAUCCGUAAUUGAACAAACCGAAAUUAAGUUACAGAUUAGAAUACCCUUUCACUUGAGAGAAUUUUUACAAAUCACUAACGGAAGAAGACCAUUCAGUUCCGAUUUUAUUCAUAUCAGCAAUGUCCUGCUUCCAAUAGAACAAUGGUACAAAAUUGGCGGGAGAGUAGUAAUCGGAGGUACGAAACAUGAAGAAAAAUCAAUUCUAAUGAAUUCUCGAGGGCUUCUCCUUCUUGAAACAUAUGACAGUGACGACAGCGACGACGACUACAUUUCAGGUUUGGGAACAUUUAAACAAUUCUUGAAGAUGGAGAGCCUUCGAUUUGAUUUGAUCCAUUAUGAUACUAAGAAGCUUGCUCAUAAGAAACACUUUCACCAUAUGUUCACACCUUACUCUUCCUCUAUGUUUACCAUUGAAAAUAAGGAGCUCAUUUAUCAAGCAGUUAAGCAGGGAGGAAACUGUGCUUAUUUGCCAGAAUCAUUCAAAUCUGAUCGGUCAUUUAUGCUAAAACUGGUUAAGGUGGAUGGAAGCGCUAUUAAAGCUGCUUCUGUGGAAUUGCGAGAUGACAAGCAAAUUGCGAUGGCUGCACUGUCAAACUCUGCCUCUAGCUACAGAUACUUGUCAUUUAGGUUGAAAUGUGACGAAGAAAUUUGUCAGUUAGCAUUCGCUGGUGAUGGUAAUAUGCUCCGACACGCCCCUUUUGCUGUUAAAAAUAAUCGAGACAUUAUGCUCAAAGCUGUUAAAUCCAAUUCGAAAUGUAUGUUUUACGCAGUAGGAAUGUUGAGGCUAGACAAAGAAUUGUUAGAAAUUGCCAUAGAAAAAAAAACUUUUGGAGAUAUUCCAUACAACCUUAAAAGAGAUAAGGAUUUUAUGCUAAAAGCCAUAAGUUACAAAUUAUCCUUAAAAAUGGCAGCGUUUGACCUGAGAAAUGAUGAGGAUGUAGUUCUUGCUGCCGUGUUGAUAGAUCCAAAAAAUUUAGAAUAUGCAUCAGCUCGUCUUCAAAAUAACCGAGAUAUUGUGAAAGCAGCUGUACAAAGUGAUGUAACUUCUCUUAAACAUGCCUCCACUGAGCUGAAAAACGACAAGGAAAUAUUGCUUAUAGCUCUCGACAAAUUAUUAGAAAAUAGAAAUGGUAAUAUUAUUACUCUAGAGUUCUGUCCGUUCUCCAUCAGAAAUGACAGAGAUAUUGCAUUGAAAGCAGUACAACUCACUUAUAACAAUAUGAAAUUUGUUUCAUCAGAACUAAGAAAAGACAAAUCCUUUGUUAUGGAAGUUCUGAAGCUUCCAAAUCCUCCUGUGGAUUAUAUUGACGAUUCUUUAUUUGAGGACGAAGAAAUUAUUACUCUUGCAAUGCAAAAAUAUCCACACUUAGUUUCACUUUCAAAGUCCAUGCUUCGUAACAACCGAAAGGUAGCAUUAGCUACUGUCAACAAGGAUGGAGCAAUGCUGAAAGACCUCUCUAUAGAGCUUAGAAAUGAUCGAGAGAUUGUGAAGGCUGCCAUAAAGCAAAAUAAUCAAAGUAUUUUUUAUGCCAGUUAUGAAUUGAGAAAUGAUCCAGAAAUGAUCCUGUUCAAAGAAAAGGAAGGAGGAUACUCCUCAAAAGUGGAAUGUUUUUGCGAUAGGCAGCAUGUGCUCAAUUUAUUUGACCCUCACUCUGGAAUCUUACAAUGUACUGAAUAUUCUCUAGCAGAUAAUGAACAAGUUGUCACUCAGUGCAUUGAGCAUGAGGAAGAUCACACAUUUCCCUAUCUUUCAGACCGAUUACGAGAUGACGACAAGCUUGCUCUUUCCCAAGUCACAGCAUGUGGAAGCUUACUGGAAUACGUGUCACCAAGAUUAAAACGUGACAGAAGCAUUGUUCAAGCCGCUACUGAUCAAUAUGCUGUUGUACUACAGUAUGCAGAUCCUGAAUUUUGGCACGACAAGGAAUUAGUGUUAAAGGCAGUGAAACAAGAUGGACUAAUGCUUCAAUACGCUCCCUAUGAAUUGAGAAAUGACAAAGCUGUUGUUAUAGCUGCUGUCUCUGAUGAUCCUGCUUCAUUACAAUUUGCUUCUGAUGAUUUGAGGAAUGACAAGGAGAUUGUGCUAAAGGCCAUCUCACAAUCAGCCAGUGCCAUUCAAUUCGCCUCAGACGAGCUACUCCAUAACGAGGAUAUUGUUUCUGAAGCAUUGAUGAAAUCUGACUCUGUCACUGCCUUAAUACCGGAAUCUGUUCUAAGUAAGGACCGUAUCGCAGAGCUGCGUGAAAAGGCUAGAUCCAAUGAUGUUAUUGUGAUUGACGAUGAGGAUGAUUUCAAUGACGAUGAUGACGACUAUGAUGAAGAUGAGGAUGAAAUGUUCAUGUUUGAUGACGAUGAUGAUGACGAUGAUGACAGUGAUGAAGAUGAUGACUAUCCAUUGCAUAGAAUUGUACACAAUAUCUUUCACUUUUAA